AUGGAAAGCUCAAAACCAAAGGUCUUAAUUACAGGUAUAACUGGAUUCCUCGGAUCCUAGGUAUGCAAAUACUUUUUAGAAGAUGGAAACUACUCUGUCAGGGGUACAGUAAGGAAUAAAAAUGAUGAGAGGAAGAUGAAACCAAUUUAGCAUGCUUUUGGAGAAAAUAACUUUUCCAAAUUGGAAUUGUUUGAAGCUGAUUUAUUAAACCCAGAAUCACUUGAUAAUGCAAUAUAAGGCUGUGAUUAUGUAGUUCACACAGCAUCACCAUUGCCAGCCAUAGUUCCAAAAGAUGAGAAUGUGUUGAUUAGACCUGCUGUUGAGGGUACAUUAUCAAUACUAAGAUCAUGUGUCAAGCAUAAGAUAAAAAGAAUCGUCAUUACUUCAAGCUCAUUGACAAUGUGUGUUUAACCUUCAAAUAAAAAACCAGUGUACAACGAGGAGGAUUGGUCUGAUCCUAAUUCCUGUGCUCCCUAUGAUAAAAGCAAGACACUUGCAGAGAGAGCUGCAUGGGAUUUUCAUUCUCAGCUUUCAGAUUAAGAAAAAUUUGAAUUAGUAGUUAUCAAUCCUGCUUUUAUUCAAGGACCAGCUUUAGUACAAACUGAUUUUUCCUCAGGAAUAGUAGUGAGAAAAAUAAUGAAUGGAGAUAUUCCAGGAGCACCAAAAGUAAUGUUCCCAGUAGUGGAUGUUAGAGAUGUAGCUUUGGCUCACCUAAGAGCUAUAUAAGUAAAAGAAGCUGCAAAUCAUAGAUUUAUACUUUCUGAUAGAAGUAUGUGGUUCAAAGAAAUGGCUCAAGUUUUAGCCCAAAAAUACCCAUCUGGAUUUAAGAUUAAUACUUCAGAUAUCAAAUAUUGCACUCUCAAGUUUGCCUCAUGGUUUGAUGCUUCUGCUAAAACUCUCUUACCAUUCUGGGGUCUAGAAUUUGAAAUGGAUAACUAGAAAUCUAAAACCAUUUUAGGCAUUUAAUACAGACCAGCUAGUGAAGCUGUAAUUGAAAUGGCAGAAAGUCUUAUUCAAAGUGGAUUACUUAGGAGUAAAAAGAAGACUUAAUGCUCCAGUUGA
Molecule: messenger RNA, 1062 nt
Organism: Stylonychia lemnae
Lineage: Eukaryota; Ciliophora; Spirotrichea; Sporadotrichida; Oxytrichidae
Source: the annotation of a GenBank genome assembly